Molecule: messenger RNA, 1978 nt
Organism: Fusarium oxysporum Fo47
Lineage: Eukaryota; Fungi; Ascomycota; Sordariomycetes; Hypocreales; Nectriaceae
Product: transcription factor domain-containing protein
Exons: 3
Coding region: 190-1626 (478 amino acids)
Biological process (GO): DNA-templated transcription
Molecular function (GO): DNA binding; zinc ion binding
Source: RefSeq, a predicted model, not a curated record
GUCACGGAAUUGCGGACUAGAAACAGCCUUUGAUGGCGUGCCGCAUUUCUAUUGCGGAGUCAAUGGCUCUCUGCCUCAACCCACCUCUUCCGUCGCCGAAGUCGGCAACAAAGACCAACAAACACGAUAUCCAAAGCUUGCGAGCGCUGUAGACGGCGCAAGAUUAAAUGUGACGGCCAAACUGUCUGUAUGGGCUGCCGAGCGGAUCCUUCCGCCUGCGUCUAUCGGCCCAAGGUCCGCCGCACCAGGGCCCGACGGUCAACAUCCAACCAUCCAACCCGAGGAGUCAAUUCCGUCAGCUUGUUCUCCGAAGUUAUUGAGCCUCUGCAUAGUCCUUCGCCCGGUGAGACAGAAAUCACAAACUCUGCACUAUGUCGCGAGGUGACCGCUGCACACAAUUUCCCCCACUUCGCGGGCCAUUUGGAAAUUUCUUAUGGCCCAGCGUCUAGCUUUGCCUUCCUCCAACAUGUUCACCGGGCGAUUUCCAGCCACGACGAAACAGAAAAUGCUGGAAGACCUCUUGAUGAGGGGGGCUUGGACAGGUUCGCGAUGAGAGGUGUCUUCUUUGGGCUCCCGCCAAGAAUCAGUUUGCAAGCCAUCUCGGUCCAAGACACCAUCCACAAAAUCAUUCGGAGACCCAGUGCUCUCAAAUUCUUGGAUACUUUCAAGACUUUUUCUCUCCAUAUAUUUCCAUUUUUCACAUCAGAAAGCCUCGAUGAGCUACUAGACAGGGCGUAUAGUCCAACUUCUAGCAUCCCACGUCAGUCCCACGACGAAGUGGUCCUCCUGGCCAUCCUAGCCAGUGGUUCGCUUAACGCGGCCGAGACUAACGAAGCUGAGCGACUCUUCCAGCAUGCAACUCGGCACGCCGAAUCGUCUGGCGACGCUGUCACCCUUCCGACGAUCCAAUUCUCCCUGCUAAUGGCCGACUACCAGCUGAACAUGGGCCGUCCAAAUGCAGCCUACUUACUGAUUAGUGCGGCCUGCUGCAAGGCCUACGCACUGGGUCUUCAUAGAUUUUCUACACAAGUAGCUCUAAGCGAGCAAGAAAUUCAAGUGCGCCGGGCUACUCUGUGGACUAUAUUCUCAUACGACAGCUGGAUCGCAUUCAGUCUAGGCAGGUCAAACAACAUGCGGAAAGGAGAUAUUACUUGCCCUUAUCCAGACAAACAAACUCUGCUCGUUGACCGUUGCCGUAUUGCAGCCGCAAUGGAAGAAGCUUCAGCCUCCAUAUAUAACAAACGAUUUGACUCAGUGUUGCAACUGUAUAAUACAGUCGAGAGUCUUCAUGCCGUUGUCGUGCAAAACUGCAAGCUGCUCAGCCGCGAAAUAAUGCAUUUUGUGAUUCAGGGCUCGCCAGCCGAGACCCUAGGUCAUGUCGCCCUAUUGAACAUUUAUUAUAAUCUCGUCAUUACCAUCUAUCGCCCGUUUAUGAUUACAGAGUAUCUUGUACAGUCUGCUGGCAGAAUUGACCGUGGCGAAAUGCUCUGGCUUCGGCCAGCCUGCCGGAAAGCUACAGCAGCUGCUGAGGACUGUAUUGUCCUCACACAUCAGAUACGGCGGGUUGUCGAUGUCCAUCGAGGAAGAUGGCAGGGGAGGCCCUCCAAGAGGAUUAUGGCAGAGUAGAGUCUAAAUGUGUUUAUUUGAGGCGCUUCAAUGCCUUCGUUGAAACGAGCUGCGCUGUGUUACUCUACAGUUCUCGUUGCAAACCAUCCAAGCAUCCAAGCAAUACAGAGUUCAUUCAACUUGGCCUUGACUUCCUGCAAUCGAUGGCGAACGAUGAACUCGUCGCGAAUGUUGUCCGAUCUGUACGGCGGAUAGCGGCCGCUGUGGAACAGACUCUCUCAGUAACGAAGGGCCCUUCUGCCCUUACUGGAUCUUUGUAUCGAGACACGCCGGCAGAAGAUUAUGCACGGCUCGAAUUGUGUCUCCUCUCAUGAGAGAGAACACCGUAUCUGAGGGUGCGAGUAUGGCUUCG